AUGCAAGAGCGUGCGUGGUUGUGGCUCGGCCUUGGCCUCGGCGUCGUCCGCGCGGCCUGCCCGUACGAAGGCAUGUCCGGCACGAUCCUUGCGGCCGAUGCGACCUGCGGCAAGGCAUAUAAAGUCUGCGGCGUCAACGCGAGCUGCGAUAUCAUCACGCACUCGGUCAACUUCACGCUCCCGACGUACACGGGGUGGUCGGCGAUCGGCAACAUGGAGUCGUACCCGCUGGACGAGCUAACGGUCAAGGACUCGGAGGCCGUGACGAUCCGCAAGAUGUUGCUGCCAAAGACACUCACCUACCUGUUGUUUGAUUUGUUCGAUUGUACAUGA
Saprolegnia parasitica CBS 223.65 is the source of this 333-nucleotide messenger RNA. RefSeq lists its product as hypothetical. The record is from RefSeq and is a predicted model, not a curated record. Lineage: Eukaryota; Oomycota; Saprolegniomycetes; Saprolegniales; Saprolegniaceae. The transcript is spliced from 2 exons. The coding region runs from base 1 to 333 and encodes 110 amino acids.